UAUAAAAAAUGGCGGCGCCCAUCAACGUUGUUCCAAGGGAAAAUUAAACAUGAUUGCAUAUAAUCGUUGAUUGGGGUAUCACAGUUGAGUAACAUCAUGGCAAAUGACGGAAAUAACACGGUCCACGUUAACAAAGCUCCCACGAAAAGUCGCCUGAAAGGAGGUCUCAUCGUAGUUGGAGUAUCGGGAGCUGUCAUUGGUGGCCUUUAUGCAAUAGCAACACCCUUCAUCCUUCCAGCCUUCCGUAAGAUAUGCUUGCCAUAUAUUCCAGCCACAGAGAAGCAGGUCACCAAUGUCUUCAAGAUGCUGCAAAACUCUGGUAAGGCCAAAGGGUCUCUUGUGGAUCUUGGCAGUGGAGACGGGAGGAUUGUACUUGAGGCAGCCAAGAUGGGUUUACAAGCCACAGGGUAUGAGUUGAAUCCGUGGUUAGUCUGGUACUCCAAACUAACAGCACGACUUCAAGGAUUACAACCAAAGGCUGCAUUCUACAGAAGAGACCUCUGGAAGGUAGAUCUUACCAGGUACGACAGCGCCGUUGUAUUCGGAGUUCCACAAAUGAUGCCAAAACUGCAGGAGAAGUUGGAGAAGGAACUUAAGGAUGAUGGUGUAGUGAUUGCCUGCCGCUUUCCAUUCCCUGAUGAUUGGGAACCUGCAGACUCCAUUGAUGAAGGCAUUGACACUGUGUGGCUGUAUAAGAAACAGCAAGCUGGAGCAUCUGCUGGAGCAUCUUGCAUUGAGCAGGAAGGAGAAAGGGAAAGGUGACAGAAAUAAACUGAUGGAUUAUUAAUCGGAAGACUGAGGCUUAUCACAGGCUACGGCUACGGCUGGAUGGCCAUAUCAUUAUUGGUUGAAGACAUCUACAUCUUCAGCAUCUCCCUUACUAAUGAUAAUAACAACAAUUAGUUAUUAUGCCUCUAGCUAUAGUAUAGGGCAACCUCGGUAGUCUAGUUGGUAAGACACUGCUUUAGAAUUGCAAGGGUCGUGGGUUCGAAUCC
Asterias rubens (European starfish) is the source of this 995-nucleotide messenger RNA. Its product is annotated as ATP synthase subunit C lysine N-methyltransferase-like. The transcript has 4 exons. Bases 97 to 762 code for a protein of 221 amino acids. Gene Ontology annotation, molecular function: protein-lysine N-methyltransferase activity. Gene Ontology annotation, biological process: regulation of mitochondrial ATP synthesis coupled proton transport; peptidyl-lysine trimethylation; positive regulation of proton-transporting ATP synthase activity, rotational mechanism. Gene Ontology annotation, cellular component: mitochondrion. Lineage: Eukaryota; Metazoa; Echinodermata; Asteroidea; Forcipulatida; Asteriidae. The record is from RefSeq and is a predicted model, not a curated record.